Messenger RNA from Schistosoma intercalatum, 1461 nucleotides. Lineage: Eukaryota; Metazoa; Platyhelminthes; Trematoda; Strigeidida; Schistosomatidae. The record is from the annotation of a GenBank genome assembly.
GGAUGUCUGAUUCAAAUGUUCUACGAUUUCUCCUUCUCUGUGGAAAACUUAAACGAACUGUUCGAGCUGGUUGGACACGUUACAACAUAAACUCACCUGAAAGUGUUUCUGAUCAUAUGUACCGGAUGGCAUUGAUGGCUACCGUAAUCCCAACAAAUGAACGUGGAAAUUUAAACACAGAUCGAUUAUUAAAAAUGGCAAUUGUACAUGAUUUAGCUGAAUGUAUCGUGGGAGAUAUUACACCACAUUGUGGAGUAUCGAAAGAAGAAAAACUGUCCAGAGAAAAAGACGCUAUGAAACAAUUAUGUGAACUUAUUUCAGAAGAGAACAGUGCAGAAAUUAUGAGUUUAUGGAAGGAAUAUGUUGAUCAGCAAACACCAGAGGCUGUUAUUUGUAAAGAUUUUGAUAAAUUUGAGAUGCUCUUGCAGGCUUAUGAAUAUGAACAUGAAACUCUUGAACCAGGAAAAUUAGAAUCAUUUUUCGAAAGUACUCUAGGUAAAUAAUAUUUUCACUAUUCUGAUUUUCUUUUUCCCUCAAAUGUGAUUAAUUUUUAAAGGAACAUUUAGCACAAGUUUGGGUCAAAAGUGGGUCAAAGAGCUGUGUUCAUUGCGGAAAAAUUUGUUUAUUCAGUGUGAAUCUAGUGAUAAAAGUGGCUAGUAUGUGCCUCAGUUUCUACGAGACUUUUGGAUAUUCCUCUUUUUCUAUGCAUUUAAAUACUUCUAUGUGACUUCACCGAUUAAAUUUUGACAAAUCAUGUAUAUUUCUUUUGAUUUUAGUAAGUCAUUUCUACUGACGUUUGUCGCCAUAUGUUAUGAAAAUCAAACAGUUUAUUAUCACCCGCUGAAUAACAUUACAGUAUUUUUAUGUUGUAUUUUGUGAAACUCAUCUUUAGAUUUGACUCAUUGUACAUUUUUAUUGUUUUUAUGGAUUAUAGACGGUUGAAGAUGUUGUGAUCCAAUCGUCGGUUUCCUUGUGGGUUAUUUAGUUGAAGAGAUACUCUUAGUAAAGCAUUGCCGUAUUACGCUCCGAGUCAGAUUUAUGCGGUACGAAAUCCGAUGGCGUAACUUAGAAAGGAACUACUAAUCACUUUGGUGGUUGUGACUGGAGAUUUCAGUACCAUAUUAUAAAUUUAUAUCCGUAUGAAUGAUAAUACAUGAAAACUAUUAUGUUUCUACCAAUUUGAUAAUCAUAUGAGAACUUCAGAUUAAGGUGCCGUCAUUGAUUUUCACUCCCUAUAAUCCAGGUGAUCCACAUACUUAUUAUAUGAACAUUUAAAGGUUCACUUGCUAUUUGUAGCUCACUGAACAAAUGGCAAUUAUACUACUAGUUCAGUCUCGGUUUUGGGCUUGAAUUAACAUUUGUUCACAGGAAACGCAGCGUUACCAAAUCUAACACGUCAGUAAAAGCACUGAUGAACUAUAAUGCUUUCUAUGUAGGUGUUUAGUAUUCAGUCGGGUCGAC